Molecule: messenger RNA, 1215 nt
Organism: Sugiyamaella lignohabitans
Lineage: Eukaryota; Fungi; Ascomycota; Dipodascomycetes; Dipodascales; Trichomonascaceae
Product: glycine zipper family protein
Exons: 2
Coding region: 1-1215 (404 amino acids)
Source: RefSeq, a predicted model, not a curated record
AUGGGUUCUCAUCGGCGGAUUCGUGUCCAAAAGGAUUUGUUUCUGCAGUGUCAUUGGAAAACGGAGAUUGUCAAAUCCCGAUCAUUUUCACUACCAGCUUCUGCAGUCGAUAACUUAUCUUCUGUAUUCGCGACCACAGGUUCAGUUACAGAUUCAGUAACUGGUUCAGUAACUGGUUCAGUAAAUGGUUCAGCAACUGACUUUGAACCUGACUCUGUAACUGGCUCUUCAACCGGUUCAGCAACAGGCUCAGUAGUUGGCUUCUCAGCUAAUUCAGCAACUGGUUCUUCAAUCAGUUCAGUAGCUGGCUCAGAGACUGGCUCUUCAACGUGUUCAGCAACUGGUUCCUCAAUUGAUUCAACAACUGGUUCAGCAAUUGUCUCCUUAACUAACUUAACAGCAGGUUCAGUGACAGGCUCAGCAACUGGUUCAUCAACUGGUUCAGCAACUGGUUCAACAAGUGGUUCAACAAGUGGUUCAGCAACUGGUUCAGCUACAACUGGUUCAGCGACUGGUUCAACAAGUGGUUCAGCAACUGGUUCAGCUACAACUGGUUCAACAGCUGGUUCAGCAACUGGUUCAGCGACUGGUUCAGCUACAACUGGUUCAGCAACUGGCUCAGCAACUGGCUCAGCAACUGGCUCAGCAAUUGUCUCCUCAACUGGCUUAACAGCAGGUUCAGCGACAGGCUCAGCAACUGGUUCUUUAACUACCUCUUUAAUUGGCUCAGCUAUCGUCUCCGCAGGUGGCUCGGCUUCAGCUGCUAGCUCUUCUUGUGAUACUAGUUCUGGCUCCCCAGCAUAUUCCGGUCCAACUGCUAUAGCCACUGUAUCAGCUAAUUCCUUCGUCUCUGAUCCAGAGGCUAGCACAUCCACUGGACUACUCACAGCUGUCGAAUCAGCAAUUUCACCAUCUUCUUCAAUCUUUUCCACAUCUGGAGCUACACUGGCAUUGUCAGUAACCACAGCAGCCGAAGCAGACUUCUUCUUUUUCUUUUUAUUCUUCUUCUUUUUCGCACUUGAACUCGUGCUUGUAACUGGAUUAUUUACAGCAGCUGCAUCUGACGAGCCAUUGGCAGGAGAGUCCAAGUCCUGCUUGGGAGCUGUAGCACCGGCCAUUCUACCACCUGUUAGCACCUGCUUAAAUCACAAUUCACCAAUUUUACCCAUAAAUCCAGUAUUUUCUUCUUACCUUGCUCAAUCGCACACUGCGUGA